ACAUCUUUCAUCCCGCUCUCGACACUGCGCCCAGUGUCCGGUCUCUCAGACUGUCAGCCGGUCGUGUGUUCUCCGUAUGUUAUAUGUAAUUUCGUAUAUUUGUAUUACGUAUUAUAUGUGGUGAAGAAUUUGAUGUGAAAUGCACUGUGUAGUGAUCUGUGUUUGGUGUUUUUGAAAAGAAGCAUUCAUGAUUCAGGAAUCGCAGUCAGGCAGCGCAGAAAGAUGGAGCGGGUGUGGGCCAGAACACAAUCUGGCUCUCCAACAGAUCCUGAAGCUCCAAGAAGCAAGAGCGCUUCACAAGACUUCCCUUUUACCAAUAUACAAGAAAAACGGUCUUCCAUCACCCCCAGGGGCCAAACAGGAUUAUGAACAAAUGAAGAAUACAGAAUACGAACACCUAAAACUCGAAGCUGAAUUCAGACGACUUAUGGAAAGAUCAGCGAAAGAUAUACGCAACAACGAAUCACUUAAAUACUUUCAACAUGUGAUGGAAGCAAAGCAAAACUUUGACUAUUUGAAGAGCGUCCAAGAUAAUGAAACUAGAGCUAAUAAUGUAGACAAAGAUGUAGAAGUUAAGAAAGAAAAAAUGACACCAAAUUGCAAUAGGCUCUCUCCUGACCAAACACGUUCGCCCCAAACAACCCCAUCCGCAGAAGCCUCCCCCAGUCACAGUAUCCAUUUGUCGACCUCAUCAAGCCCUCUAUCAACUACUAGUCCUGUCAAUUCUUCUCCAUUAAAUCAUCUACAAAAUAUGCAACCAUUUGACUUUAGGAAGCAUAAAGUUAGUGAAAAUAAAGAAGAACAUAGAAAAAAUAACUACAAUAUUAUGACCUCCACAGAGAAAGCAGCUAUGGAUGUGAUGAGAAGCCAGUUCUUUAACUUUCAACUACCAAAUAACCUACCCAUGCCACCAAUAUCAAUGCCUUCAACGUUUACUCAUCCUGCAGCAAUGGUGGCAGCUCUCAGCCAAAAUCCCAUGGGAUUAGCAUCUCUACAGGCACUUUUACCACAAAUAUCUGCAAAACAAGCCGAAACAUCUGAAAGUCGACUAAAUCAUUCAAACGCUAAAUUAAGAUCCGAUGAUGUCAGAUCUGAUGAUGAAAAUAUCCUUAACCUAAGUAAGGAUGCUUAUGUUGAAGCAGCUCAGAAAACGCGAGAUAUGAUGUUAGGAAAAUGUAUUAGCCCACCGAAAAGACAAUGGGGUGCAUCUCAAAUGCCUCUUAAUUUAGGUACUCAAUUUAUUAAUCCUACUACUGGUAAGAAACGAGUACAAUGCAAUGUGUGCCUUAAAACUUUUUGUGAUAAAGGUGCCCUAAAGAUUCAUUUUUCGGCAGUUCAUUUACGUGAAAUGCACAAGUGCACAGUAGAAGGGUGCAGUAUGAUGUUCAGCUCUAGAAGGUCAAGGAACAGGCACAGUGCUAAUCCAAAUCCAAAACUGCAUUCACCUCAUUUAAGAAGAAAAAUCUCACCACACGAUGGAAGAAGUGCUCAAGCUCAUCCGGUCUUGAUUCCUCCACCUGGUGCUGGUUUAAGCAUACCACCAGGAAUAAAUCCUUUGCAUCCAUUUGGAUCAUACCCACUUCUCAAUCCGUCACAGAGUAUGAGGCAAUAUACAUCAAACAUUCCACUUGAAUACAAAAAUAAUCUAAAUUAUUCACCUUCAAUGGAUAUUCCUCAACAUAUGCGUCGUGAAUCCAGCUCUGUUGAGAACAAAGAGCUCGAUGGUAAUGGAGAAUCUGAUGAAGAUGACGGAAUUGUGGUUGUUGCUGGUGACGACGAUGAUGAUGAAACUGAUCACAUUGAUACAAGUGACUAUUAUUCAAACCUCAAUAAAUCUAUAGGGUCUAUUGAUGAUUCUGAAGCAGAAUAUGACCAAAGAAGUAUCAGUGACAAUAAUGAACAUUUAGAUAACAAAGAUGUCAGUCCUGAAGUAAUGAAGAGGAAAAGAAAGAAUUUCAAUCCGACAAAACUGAAAAAUGAUUGUAACGAAGACAACGAACAUAAUGGUAAAAGUGACGAGCACGUCAAUGAUGAAGAUAGAGUGCUAAACCUUAAAAGAGUCAAGUGUGAAGAAAAUGAUACUGGUAGUAUUAACUAUUCAGUUCCAUAUGAUAAAAUUGAGGACCUUAAAAUUAAGCAGGAACCUCCGUCAGUUGCCCCAGUUGAAACUACUGAAAUAAAUUAUAGCGCUCAAGACUUACGAGUAAAGGAAGAACCUGUUGAUAAAACUGAUUCACCUAAAUCUCACGAGCCAUAUCGUCUUCAUAACGAUCAAUAUUCGUCUGAAAAUUCCUUGAAAAGGUUAGAAAGAUUAUCAAAAGGUGAUUUUCCUAAUAUUGCCAAGAAAAUUGAUACACAUAGUUCUUUAGCACCUUUCAAUCUAAGUGUAAAUGAUAAUAUAGAUUUCUCCGAUCGUUCGCCGUCGUCGUCAGUAUCAAGUUACGAUUAUGGAUCGGACGAUAUUCAAGGUCAAAUUUACGGCCAUUUUGAUAGUGGCUUCUUUGUAACAACCACUGAUGUUCCAAUAGACGUUGAUAACCCACUUAAAUGUAGAGUUUGUGAUAAAAUGUUCCAAAAUAUUUAUAUACUAAAAACUCAUUAUCAAAAUGCCCAUUUAAAAGUAAUGUACAAAUGUAACCACGAAGGUUGUAGAGCUUCUUUUAACACUAGACGAAGUAGAGAUCGACACAGUUCAAAUAUGAAUCUGCACAGACGAAUUUUAGCUGAAGAUUUGAGGAUAUUUGAUGAAUCACGACUUUUAGAUAGAAUUAAAGAACAGAUGGAGCUUUUGGUGAAAUUGAACGACGAAGAACGCGCGUGUCCAUACAUUGAUUCGCAAAAAUACUAUCGCGCUAGAGAAACGGAAAAACCAAAAAGUCAUCUGGGAGCUAUGCCUUUUAGUACACCGUACCCACCUCUUCCAUUGCCAGAGAGCUAUUUAAACGGGCGCGACAUGUUUAACCAACAUCCCUUCCUAUUUACACCAUUUGGAAUGCUCCCAAAUUUCCCUCCCUUGCCGUUUGGUUUCUUGCCACCUAGUCUGAACGCGUUUGGUUGCCAAAAUCCAAAUUAUUCGCCCCCUUUGGCACAAAAACUUAACUACUGCGUGGAGGAUGAGGCGCCACGACCGAAUAAGGACGGUUAUUACCAGUGCCGCGGCUGCAGAGAGUGUUACAAAGACUUGUCAAGCUUGAAGUUGCAUUGUGAAAGUGUUCACGUACAGCUAUUGCACCGGUGUUCAGUGAGUGGCUGCAAUGCUGCGUUCUUCUCAAGGACUAAAAGAAACAUUCACAGUGAGGGUCAUGCUAAUCGCCGGCAAAACGGCAGAGCCCAGCCUACCUCGUGACCCGAAUCUGUGAAUAUGUUUAUGGGCUGUUAAACACGGCCAAAUAUCCAGUGCAUUUGUGAUGUUAAUUAGAUUUAUCAAAUAGUUUUAGUUAGAUUUAUAUCUUGUACAUGUCCAGUACCUUUGAAUUCUCAAUACAACCAUGUUGUAAAAAUAGCGAGAAAUGUGUAUUUUACAAACAAAUCAACAUCAUUUGUGAUUUGCCUUUAAGAGCUUUGUAAAUAUUUAAUAUUGUAUAAAGAAUCACUUUGCAAAAGUCCAUAAUACUCUAGCAAGGAAAAACAAGCUUUCGUUGCUAUAAUCAAUAGGAAACACUUUAUCUAUACAAACUGAAGCUGAAAAGAAAGUGAAUACAUACAAAAAUUUCAAUACUUUUAACUUUGCAUCGCGGAAUUCCGCAAAGAAAGUUGUUGUUCCUUGGAAAUUGUAAUUUUCCUAUUAUGGCGGAGUUUUUGAAACGCAUAACUAUUAAGUAAUUAUUUAAGUAGUAGAUUAAAAUAGCUUUCCUAAUAAUUAUAAUAAUAUAACCUAACUGCUAAACACUUCAACAUUCCAUAGUUAAUAUUGUGCAAUAAAACUGUAUAUAUCAUAGCUGUAAUUAUGUACAAAUUUGUGGCUGAAAAUUCUUAUAGAUAUUUUCUUUUGAAACUUAUGUGAAUAAUAUAGAAAUUUACUAUUUAAAGUCAAAUAUUAUAUAGUAUGGGCCUUCCUGGAUUUGUAGAUACGAAACUGUAAUGUAUUUUUUGUUUUUUUUUUUUUAAUGUAUGCUUCAUAUUACAUUUCUAGGUAAUAUACAUUGAAUGCCUACUAGUUGGUAAAAUUUGCAAAUCUUUUGAAAUAUAAUGAUUUAUUUAUUUUGCUAUCAUCCGUGAAAAGUCGACGAACCCAUGCGACAACGUCACCCAGGUCCGACAAAAUACUCUCUCUACGUACGUUUCACCCCGAAACCGGAUGAAAUUGCACGUUGUAGAGUCAACAUCUCCUGAGGAUGCUCCGGUUUCGGGGUGAAACGUACGUAGAGAGAAUAUUUUGUCGGACCUGGGUGACGUUGUCGACUUUUCGCGGAUGAUAGCAAAAUAAAUAAAUCAUUAUAUAAUCAUGAUGAACUUCCGCAAAGUAACGCCUGCUUCUAUCCAAAAUCUUUUGAAAAUCUAAAAAUAGUCGAAUAUUAUGUUAAAAUUCUAUCAUCUUACAUGAACUUUAACUGUUUUUACUUAUUUAAUUCGUUGGGUAAUGUACCUACCUAUAAACCUACUCAAACGUGGUUAGGCCCAUAUUGUCGUUAGCGGAAAUGUUUACAGAAAGAGAAAACGCGAAUCUAGGCACCAUCAAAAUUAUGAGAUUCAUAAAAUAAGUAAAUUAGCAAAAUGUGUUACCCGAUUGUUUACCUCGAAUAGCAUUUUCACUGACGAUAGGCUAGUUUGGCGCUUAGUGCAUCAUUUUUUUUUAAUUCGUCUGAAAAACUGUUUAUUAUAUCGCUAAAUACAUAUAUAUACUUACAAGACUUACUGGCAUCCGAAAAUAUAUGUAGAGGGGACAAUAAAUGAGUUAGAAAUACUCAAAAACAUUUUUUUACCUGAGAUUUAUGUUUACAUUAAUUUUGAAUACUAUUAAGCGAUUAUGAUUGAUUACUUAAAAUUAACGUAAACAAAAAUACACAAUAUCUGAAAAAAAAACCUUGAGAUUUCUUUUUUUUUUUAAUCUACAUUGAAUUUAAAUUUUUGUUAUUAUUUUUUCCUUUUUUUAAAAUCGUAAAUAGGUCUAACUUGUAUGAGUAUUUUAUUAGUCCUUAGACUUAAUCUAACUCUAAAAUAAAUAAAUAAUCAAAGUGAUUUUAGUCACUAGAGUCAAACUAGCCAUUAAGUAUUAUAUUAAUGUGUUGUAAAUCCAUUUUAGGCCUAUUCUAGCUACAAUAUUUUGGUGCUAAACAACAAAAUUAUAAUUUCAAAUACUUAACGAAUAAACCAAUAAUAUUUACUAGGCUACAUUUAAUGUAUAUAUUAAUGAUGUUACUUUGCAGAAAUUCCUGAUGUGCAAAGUAGGCACUUUGCAAUUGUAUAAUUAUUAUUAUUUGCCGAAGCAUUUACCUGUAUUCUAAAAAAGAUCAAACACUACCAUCAUACCUACAGUAGGUAUAGUUAUUCUAUUUUUGGUUAGUUCUCCUACAGAGCUUAACUUCAUCGCAUUAUAAUAUGUACAUAAUUAUUAAAAAUAGCGUUAAAUGUUGCCUAGUGAAUAAAUAUCAUUACACAGACAUAAGUAAAAAGAUAGACGGAGUUAUUGGUUAAGUUACUCUUCAAAAUGUAAAAAAAGUAUGUAACUAAUAACACUUGAGUGUCUAAUUUGUAUGUUCUUCUGUGUUAUAGAAAUCAAGAUUUCUUUAAAAAUUAUAUUUUACUCUGAAAAGAUAAAAAGAACUACCUGAAUUUAGUAAAAUUUGAUACAUAUCUUUUUCUUUGGUCUGUGUUAAAUGAUAAGUGUAAACAACUGUUAUAAUUUAUCUACUUUUGAAAGUCUUUUUGGCUUUAGAUGUAGUGGUAAACUAUAUAAUUUGACAGAAGACAGAUAUAGCGUUGGUGUGUAAUAUUGAAAGAAUGUUCUUAUGAAACAAACCAUCAGUUUAUAUAUACAAAGGUGCUUUGUCUGUCAAUACAUUCAAGCCAAACGGACUUUCUGGAAUAAAUUCACUAUACAUUAAUAAUAAUUUAAAGUAUAUAAUGUAAGAACCAAAAAGUAUUACGUAUUUAAGACGAGUGUAUCCAACGCUCUGAGAAGCAUUUUAUUCUUCCUUUUGCCAAACAUUACUAAGUAUAUGAAAUAAAACGUUUAAAACAAUUACAAUAUGUAAA
Bicyclus anynana (squinting bush brown) is the source of this 6195-nucleotide messenger RNA. RefSeq names its product zinc finger protein basonuclin-2-like. The coding region runs from base 188 to 3346 and encodes 1052 amino acids. Gene Ontology annotation, cellular component: nucleus. Lineage: Eukaryota; Metazoa; Arthropoda; Insecta; Lepidoptera; Nymphalidae. Gene Ontology annotation, biological process: regulation of DNA-templated transcription. The transcript is spliced from 2 exons. The record is from RefSeq and is a predicted model, not a curated record.